CCGUGGGGGCCUCGGAGGGCGUGGACACGGCGCCUGGGAGAGCUGGGUUUUGUCCUGCGGGCGCGGGGAGGGGGGGGACUCCCGAACCGGUGACCGGAAGUGAUCCUACUGACCGGAAGCGAGGCCCGAAGGGAAAGCGCGGAUGCCCUGAGGGAGGAGCUCUCCGCGAAGGGGGCGGAGGGGACGUUCCGAGCCGCGGGCGAGCUGCGGUCUGGGCUCCCGGGCUGCGUGCCGUGGGCGCCGGAGAGCCGAACUGCCUGCGCGGUCGGGACGCCUCACGCUCCCGAGAGCCGAGCGGGAGGGCUUUGGGCCCCGGCGCGCCUGACGGGAGCUUGGCUGGACGCGUGCUGCUGCUGCCUUUGGACGGCAGCCGGCGCCGGCUGGGGCAGGGAGGGAGCCGGGAUGGCCUGGGCUCUGAAGCUGCCUCUGGCCGAUGAAGUGAUUGAGUCGGGGCUGGUGCAGGACUUCGAUGCCAGCCUGUCCGGCAUCGGCCAGGAACUGGGUGCUGGUGCUUACAGCAUGAGUGAUGUCCUUGCGUUGCCCAUUUUUAAGCAAGAAGAGUCAAGUUUGCCUCCUGAGAAUGAGAACGAAAUCCUGCCUUUUCAGUACGUUCUGUGUGCUGCCACCUCUCCAGCGGUGAAGCUGCAUGAGGAAACCCUGACGUACCUCAACCAAGGACAGUCUUAUGAAAUCAGAAUGCUAGACAAUAGAAAACUUGGAGAACUUCCAGAAAUCAACGGCAAGUUGGUGAAGAGCAUAUUCCGUGUCGUGUUCCACGACAGGAGGCUGCAGUACACUGAGCACCAGCAGCUAGAGGGCUGGAGGUGGAACCGCCCAGGAGACAGGAUUCUCGACAUCGAUAUCCCAAUGUCUGUGGGUAUAACUGACCCCAGGGCCAACCCUACCCAGCUGAACACAGUGGAGUUCCUGUGGGACCCCGCCAAGAGGACGUCUGUGUUUAUCCAGGUACACUGCAUCAGCACGGAGUUCACGAUGAGGAAGCACGGCGGAGAGAAAGGGGUGCCAUUCCGAGUGCAAAUUGAUACCUUCAAGGAGAAUGAGAACGGGGAGUACACAGAGCACCUGCACUCGGCCAGCUGCCAGAUCAAAGUCUUUAAGCCUAAAGGUGCAGACAGAAAACAGAAAAUAGAUAGAGAGAAAAUGGAGAAACGGACACCCCAUGAAAAAGAGAAGUACCAGCCUUCCUAUGAGACAACCAUACUCACAGAGUGUUCACCAUGGCCUGAGAUCACCUACGUCAACAAUUCCCCAUCACCUGGCUUCAACAGUUCUCAUAGCAGUUUCUCUCUUGGGGAAGGAAACGGCUCUCCCAAGCACCAGCCGGAGCCGCCCCCUCCAGUCACGGAUAACCUCCUGCCAACGACCACGCCUCAGGAGGCCCAGCAGUGGCUGCAUCGAAACCGCUUUUCCACAUUCACGAGGCUUUUCACCAACUUCUCAGGGGCAGAUUUAUUGAAACUAACUAGAGAUGAUGUGAUUCAAAUCUGCGGCCCUGCAGAUGGAAUCAGGCUUUUUAAUGCGUUGAAAGGCCGGAUGGUGCGUCCACGGCUAACCAUUUAUGUCUGUCAGGAGUCGCUGCAGUUGAGAGAGCAGCAGCAGCAGCAGCCACAACAGAAGCAGGAAGAUGGAGAUUCAAAUGGUACUUUCUUCGUGUACCAUGCUAUCUACCUAGAAGAGCUGACAGCGGUUGAGUUAACGGAAAAACUCGCUCAGCUCUUCAGUAUUUCUCCUCAGCAGAUCAGCCAGAUCUACAAGCAAGGCCCAACGGGGAUCCACGUGCUCAUCAGCGAUGAGAUGGUACAGAACUUUCAGGAAGAAGCCUGCUUUAUUCUGGACACAAUGGAAGCAGAAACCAGCGAUAGCUAUCAUGUCAUUCUGAAGUAGGAGGAGCAUUCCACAGAUACUGGCUGUCGCUUCCUUCACCUCUGGAUGACUGCCCUUUUGAAGGGGAUGUGACUGGAGAUUGAAGGUCUUCAGGAACCUGCUCAUCUGGAUGUUGGGGCGCUGUGCAGGGCGACCAAGCUCUAAAGUAGAAUCCCAGCCAACACCCUGUAUUGGCUCCUCAGAUCACUGCCAGACAUGGGGUUCAGCAGCAGUUCCUAGUCUCUGGCCCCUGUUGAAUGCCAGUGAGAGCUCCCCGUCAUUAGGGUGUGUGGAGAGCACAGUGAUGGUGAGAGUGUGUGAUGUGUAAAGGAAAGAUGUUCACUUUUGUGAUGUACAACUCUGACAUUUUUCUAAUAUGAAAGUGAGCAUCUGUAUUCAUAAACCUCUUUCGUAUCGAGCACAUUGUCAGCUCUGCUCUGCUCUGCUCACAACUGACAGCUUCAUCAGUGAGGAGAAAUACAGAAGUUUUCCUCACCGCCCCCCCCCCCCCUUUUCUUUUUUGUGAGGCAGGGUCUCAGGUUCCUGCCUCUACCUCCCGAGAGCUGUGUUUGCCACCUUGCCUGUUUCUGCAGGCCUGGGCUUGCACUGGAGCCUCACCUGAGCUAGUCAAGCCCUCCUCCAGCUGAGCUCCAGCAGGCCCCUCCUUUCUCUUAAGACAGUCUCAGGACUUUGAUUUUGAUUCACCUGUGAUACCACAACUGAGAGUGUUCUGGGCUAGUAUUUAUUGGGGUAGGAAGAAUGAUAAAUCCUGUAGAAGGAUUAUCUUGUUCUCAUCCCCUCAGGAGACCCAAAACAACUGAGGUGCAGAGUGAGCUAACUGAAGAUAAGGAGGUACAGGUGCAGAGGUGAUACGGCUUGCCAGGGGACAGGCGGCUGCUCCUAGGCCCUCUAUUCCCAGUCUCUGACACGGAAUGCCACCCUUGUCGCCUGUGCUCACCAUCUCUGCUCCCUGGAGCCGUGUGGAAACUGAUGGAUUAGCUUCCGAAGGAGGACAGCAUAAAUAACCAUCCUCCAGACCUACAAAACCAGACAGACACCAUAGUGCCCGCUCAGCACUGUGGGAAAGACAAGUGUGUUCCAAGUUUAUUGUUCCUGAGUGGCAUUCUCAAGCUGUUUCAACAGUGGCCUGUUAUAGCUGCUCCUACAGUCUUACUUUGGCAUAGUGUUUUUAUGUAAACUUUACAAAAAAUAUAUUCUUUUUCCAUUCAAACUCACACUGUGUUUAUAUUCUGCCUUCCAAAUGACUGGAUUUCCGUGUGCACACACAGAAUUUUAAAACACUGUGGGUAUUUUUUCACAUGUACAGUUCUUUGUUUGUCUUUUGUUGUUUGUUUAUUUGUUUGUUUUUCAAGACAGGGUUUCUCUGUGUAGUUCUGGCUGUCCUGGAACUGGCUAUGUAGACCAGGCUGGCCUCGAACUCAGGAGAUCCGUCUUCUAAGUGCUAGAAUUAAAGGCGGUACCACUGUCAGGCCACAGUAAAGUUUUAUCCAGAAAUUUUUUCAGAUUUUGUUGAGCUGAACAAAGAAUGUUUAAAGAUUCUGUGUUUAUUUUGAAUUUGUGUGUGUGUGUUUUGAAGUAUUUGAUAAAGCUUAGAUUUUUAAUAUAUAGUUUUUUGUUGUUGUUCAUUAAAAUCAACCUGCAAUAUGGUUUCUAA
Molecule: messenger RNA, 3559 nt
Organism: Meriones unguiculatus (Mongolian gerbil)
Lineage: Eukaryota; Metazoa; Chordata; Mammalia; Rodentia; Muridae
Gene: Tfcp2
Product: transcription factor CP2
Exons: 15
Coding region: 403-1905 (500 amino acids)
Biological process (GO): positive regulation of transcription by RNA polymerase II
Cellular component (GO): nucleus
Molecular function (GO): DNA-binding transcription activator activity, RNA polymerase II-specific; RNA polymerase II cis-regulatory region sequence-specific DNA binding
Source: RefSeq, a predicted model, not a curated record